Molecule: messenger RNA, 1024 nt
Organism: Mizuhopecten yessoensis (Yesso scallop)
Lineage: Eukaryota; Metazoa; Mollusca; Bivalvia; Pectinida; Pectinidae
Exons: 5
Coding region: 46-900 (284 amino acids)
Source: RefSeq, a predicted model, not a curated record
GCGACGGCUGUGUGUGCUAAACUUUGUGAGUGAAUAGACAGGACUAUGUUCAGGACAAGAACCCUCCACCUUGUGGUGUUCGUCACAGUGACCGUAUCUGUUGUCGCCAGCCAUAUUGUAAAGAGUCAGAGUAACAAUGACAACCAACCCGGACAGUCUAGACAUGAUGGCAAACGGGCGAUGGACAGCAUGUAUAAAGGUAUGAUGGAGUCCUUUAAGACGAGUUUUGUACCCGGUUCUAAGAAGGACGACGGCAAUACUGAUGCUUCUCCAAGUGAUUGGAAGAACAUGAUACCAGGUUUUGCAAAAGGUUUUAUUCCUGAUAGUGCAGAGGAUGGAACAGAUAACAGCACUGUCAGUGAAGACGCUGUUGCAGAUCCUUCUGCCACAAACGCGACCUCCGUGGAUAUCGAAGGGGCAUUCCAUGUCAACGCCGCCAUUAAAGAUGACGAAUCAGUCGGAGAGGAAAAAAUGACGUCACAAGAUGGCAGUUCACCUGAUAGUACUGCACUACCGGCAGUUCUGUCAACAGACGAUAACGUUCCCUCGGAAUUCGGUCUCCUCACUCAUGAUAAUGAUCUAGCGAGUACUGAUACACAAUCUAGUGAGACAGAAGCUAUGGAAACCCCGGCAGAUAUGACUGGUAAACAGGAUGAACAAGGCAGUGAUAUGGCACAAUCAGAAAGUGAUCUAGCAGAAAAACAAGCUAAAGAACCACCAGCAGAUACGGAAACAAAUGUUGAAAAUACAGAAACGGACUUAACUGAACAGGAACCAAGUUCAGAUACCAGAAAGUCUAUGUUUCUGAAGGUGGCAAUGCGUGGUAAGGCGUCCCUCAAGAAAGACGGGGAAACAGCAGCGGAGGCAGCUGAGGAAGACACGAAGGAAACUGUUAUUUAGUCCUCACAUCUCAACCACAUAAAUAAUUACCAUGCACCUGGACAUGACCAGAAUAUCGUUCACAUAUACUAAAUUUUCAAUGUUAAUGUAUACUUGAAGAACGACAAUAAAAUGGUUAACAAAA